UCUAUUGAAGACAAUGAGGUGUAUUUGCCUAAUGAUGAAAUUUGGACCUAUGAUAUUGAUAGUGGGCUGUGGAGAAUGCACCUAAUGGAAGGAGAACUCCCUACCUCCAUGUCCGGAAGCUGUGGUGCUUGCAUUAAUGGAAAGCUGUACAUUUUUGGAGGAUAUGAUGACAAAGGAUACAGCAAUCGACUUUAUUUUGUUAACUUGCGAACAAGAGAUGGAACCUACGUUUGGGAAAAAAUCACCAACUUUAAGGGACAACCGCCCACACCACGUGAUAAACUUUCCUGCUGGGUUUAUAAAGACAGGUUAAUAUAUUUUGGUGGUUAUGGGUGUAGGAGACACAGUGAACUCCAAGACUGUUUUGAUGUUCAUGAUGCGUCUUGGGAAGAGCAGAUGUUCUGGGGAUGGCAUAAUGAUGUCCACGUAUUUGACACAAAGACACAAACUUGGUUUCAACCAGAAAUUAAAGGUGGAGUCCCACCGCAGCCCCGAGCUGCACAUACGUGUGCUGUUCUUGGAAAUAAGGGCUAUGUCUUUGGAGGACGUGUUUUGCAAACUAGGAUGAAUGAUUUGCACUGUCUAACUUUAGAUACCUGGACUUGGUCUGGAAGGAUUUCUAUUAAUGGAGAAAGCCCAAAACAUCGAUCAUGGCAUACUUUAACACCAAUAGCUGAUGAUAAGCUUUUCUUAUUUGGUGGACUAAGUACAGAUAAUGUUCCAUUAAGUGAUGGUUGGAUUCAUAAUGUCAUAACAAAUUGUUGGAAACAACUUACACAUUUACCUAAAACCAGACCUCGGUUAUGGCACACAGCCUGUUUGGGAAAAGAAAAUGAAAUAAUGGUAUUUGGUGGGAGCAAAGAUGAUUUACUUUCCUUGGACACAGGUCACUGUAAUGAUUUAUUGAUCUUUCAAACACAGCCUUAUUCACUACUCAGGUUAUGCUUGGACUGCAUUGGUAAAAAUGCUAUGAUUUUAAAAAGUCAGAUAUCUUUAUUACCUCCUAAACUUCUACAACAAGUGCUCAAAAAAAUAACAUUUUGGACUGCAGCUAAUCACCGAGAAGAACAAAGAGUCCAGAAAGAAGAAACAAAUAACUAUCAGUGGAUCAAUAGCUAUUAAAUUGAUUAUACUCUAUAUAUUUAAUAUGUUUGAAUAUUUAAAUGAGACUAUAUUUAAACUCCCUUUUCCAAACUGCAGGCUCGAUUUAAAGGGGAUAAAAUGAUUUAAAUGAAAGUGUUCUAUUAAAGUGACUAAAUGGCAUGAGAUAUAUGGAAAUAAGAUGUUAAUGAAAAUUGUAUUUGUAAAUCAGUCCCCUUAUAAGGAACGAGUACUCUUUCUGAAAGUAGGUGCAAUUAUAACAGAUUUUUAACUCAAUAUGUGCCCUUUACUGGAAAGAUUAUAUUAAUUUGAAAAUAAGAAAUUACCCUAAUGUCUCCAGAAAUCCCCAAACAGUGAUAUAUAGAUUAACAUUAAGUAUAAACUUUAAGAGAAACUAAAUUUCCUUGUCACUUUAAAAUGGCUAAAGCUUCUCCUUAACUAACUUUGUUAUUAAUAACAUCUCCUUAAAUAAUGAAUGCAACUGGCCAAAAAUGAUAAAAUACACAAAUCCCAGUAAGGUGUUAAAUUCUGAACUCCUGCCCUUUUAGCACUUACAUAGUGAAGUAUUUAUUCUUAGGCAUCAUUGUAACUUUUCUUCAUCUGAUUAGGGGAAUAAAUGUUUUCGACUGUCUUUCUGUGUUAUGCGCUUGCCUAGUGUCUGUCAUACUGUAAGGACCAUAUUUUAAGGUACAUCAAGUCAGGGUUUAUUUAUCACACAGCCUUCGAAAUGUUGAGAAGCAGUAUAUUUGUUCACUUGGAGACUUGUCAAAAUAUGUUUUGUCUUGAAAAAGUGAUUCUCAAAUGUUGGUUGUAAGUAAUGAAAUGGAAUGAUAAUCUAGCAAUUCGAUCUUACAGAAACCCCUAAAUUUGAUCCUCGUCACUCUACAGAGUUGAUGCUCAAGAUACCAAAAAGUUGAAAAUCUAGUACCUUCCCUUUUAUCUUCAGUAUUAUCAUUUUUACAAAAAUGGAACACUAUAUAUACUAUAUUCCUCAAAAUGGCACUUUUGCCAUAUGAAGAAAUUUUUCUUCCUAGUAUCACAGUCAUGUCCUUCCCUUGAAUUAUAAAUUACAAUUAGCUACUAAAAAGUUCAGUAUAUAAAAUUACUCUCCACAAGCUCACCAUGCAAGUUAUCUCUGAAGUGUGAAAUGUUAGAAAAAAUAUAUUUCUAUAUCAAAAUAUGUAUAUAGUUUAUAACCAAAAUUAUAGUCAUAGUAUUUCAUUAAAGUUUAGAGAUAUAUUUUAUAUAUAUGUACUAUAUUUUGGAUGUGUAAAGCUUCUAUUUAUGUAUUGAAAUAUUUUGUGUUUACAUUUUAUUUAUUGUACAAAGUAUAUAGAAUUACUGU
This is a messenger RNA of Tupaia belangeri chinensis (Chinese tree shrew), 2446 nucleotides long. RefSeq names its product kelch domain containing 1 (gene KLHDC1). Gene Ontology annotation, molecular function: protein binding. The record is from RefSeq and is a predicted model, not a curated record. NCBI's taxonomy places the organism in Eukaryota, Metazoa, Chordata, Mammalia, Scandentia, Tupaiidae.